Naegleria gruberi is the source of this 2904-nucleotide messenger RNA. RefSeq lists its product as uncharacterized. Gene Ontology annotation, molecular function: protein binding. The transcript has 2 exons. The record is from RefSeq and is a predicted model, not a curated record. NCBI's taxonomy places the organism in Eukaryota, Heterolobosea, Eutetramitea, Acrasida, Naegleriidae. Bases 1 to 2862 code for a protein of 953 amino acids.
AUGAUAAAUAAUCAUUCAUCACCAAUAGCCUCCCAAAGUCAUCAUCACAAUAAUACCUCUUCAUUCGAACAACAAAAUAGUGCCACCACACCUGUUCAUUAUCAAAGUAAUUGUAAUAACAUUCAUUCGGAAGCUUUGUCUUCAUCACCCAAUUCAUGCUCAUCGACGACAACCAAUAGAAAAAAGUCUAUCGGAUCAACUUCAACAGAACAAGUAUUUGCAACUAAUAUAAUAACAACACCAACACGACAACAGGCUAUUAUUAUUGCCACAAAUUUUAAUGAGGAUGAUAGCAGCUAUACCCGAAGUGAGAGUAGUGACAAUAUUGUUGUAGAUGUGGAUAAUAUUAUUGUGGAUACUCUGGACCCAAGACAGCCAGUAGAUGAUGAUAAUUUAUUGGCCACUACAAUUCAUGAAUUACCUACCUCUCUAAGGAUUCCUUCAUCUCAUCAAAUUUCAAAUCUUCAAAAUCAAAACAUGUAUACUAUUCCACCAACAACUAACUCGACCGAUUUUGCAACUACCAUAAUUGUAAACAAUUCUUCACCAAAUCAUCAACCAAAUGAAACUACUAAUCAUAUUAUUGAGCUGGACAGAUUACCAAAUCCUCCAAAAAGAGCUCACCCAACUCACCCUUCAAUUUAUAGGCAAACCAAUGAAAAUUUUCUCCUUACAAUUUAUUCGGAAUUAAUCUAUUGGGGAAAGGCAAUAGCUGUUGGUCACAGAGAUAACCCUCACUCGAAUAAUGAACACUUUAUCAGAUCUAUACCCUAUCUUUCCGAAUAUCCUCAUCACGAUACAAUUCCGAAACAAUAUCCAAGGAGUUCUACCAAUUUUCAUCUGUUACUUGCUGACAUGCUCCAUAUAAUAUUAGGUUUUUUGGAUUGUGCUUCAAUAUUACGAUUUUCUAGGUGUACUACCUAUUACUAUCACAUUUCACAUGCUAAUGCACUGUGGGAUGAGUAUAUUUAUCUCGAGUGUUAUAUCAAAUUUUCAAAAAUUACUCUACCUGAAAGAUUUGCAAACCUGUACAAUACCAAACCAGAGAGAAGACGAGAGCUACUCCAAAACAUUGAUACUGAUGAAAAUGCUGAUUUAGAUUUUCGUCAAAAAAGGCUUUUGAAUGCCAUCGACAAAUUCUUGACAUUCUAUCAGCCCUCAAAAGAAGAAUCACUCUAUAACAAGUAUUCUGAACUGAAAAAUGAAUAUCAACAAAAACUAGUCAUUCCUCACUCGAGAGAAAUUGUAGCCAUUGAAAAUAGUGACCACGAAAUAACCAUCAGAGAGGUUGAAGAAGAAAUGGACGAAGAAGAAGCAGAAGCCAACCAAAGUGCUGAUGAAUCCAUCAAUAUUGAGACAGACUAUGAUGAAGAUAUCAAUCACUUUUUUGAAACUUUAAAUAGUGUUUUUAGAAGAGACGAGCACAGCCAAAACUUGCAAAGUAUUAGAACAACAAUUUCUCGAGAGGAUUCCUCAAAAAGUAAUAACAGUAGUAAUAGAAGGAAUAGUUUCAUGGUGGAUGAAAGCUCCAAUAUUCCUGUUCCAAUAAUUAUUAAUAGAGCCUCUACUGACAUGCCAUCAACACCAGUUCAGAUAGGCAGCAAUGCCACUGCCUUUAAAACAGAUCUGGUCAUUCCAAAUAAGCAUUUCAGUAUCACAUCUGAACAGUUGGAGAAUGUUAAAAUUUGCCCACCAGAAGAAGAACAACCUCAAGUCUCCUGGUUUGUCAGGUGUAAGGAAACCAUCUCACAAUACUAUAAGAACUUUUCAGCAGAGGCAACCACCAAGAGAAAAGCAGCAUCAUCUCACGUAAGACAUGCUAGAAGUGCUGUCGAUAGAUAUUAUUCAUCUUACUGUAUUUUCAGACAAGAGAAAAUAAGAAACCCAUUCAUUAGAAGUAGACUGAUGAAGCUCUAUAUUAAUCAAAUCAAGAGACGUUACAGACCAAUUACCAGAUGGAUCAACCAUGUGAAAAUGAGUUCUUGGCUCUUACUAACCAUCUUUGCAGUUCUCUUAUUCUUGAAAUUGGAUGAAUACAUUAAUUGGCCAUGGUUUGUUGUUUUUGCUCCAGUGCUUGGUUCCAGUUGUUUAUCCAUCCUGAUUUCUUUAUUAGUUUGGACUCCAACCAUUGGUUGGCCAAUUGUGCUCUAUCGAUGGGUUUCAGGAGAUGCUGUUGGAUUCUGGACAGCCUAUGCCUACUGUUUAACACCCAGAGGUAGAAUUGUUCAGCUUAUAGUUGCAAUCCUGCUGGCCCUAACACCUUGUUGUACCUUUUUCAUUUCACUAUUCCCCGAUGUUCCCCAGUAUUUACCUUGCAUUAUUGUGGCAGCUGCUUGUCUCAUUUGGAUGUACACUUGCACACAGAUUAUUUACAAAACCGGAAAGAGAGUCUAUCCUUAUUUACUUUUCCUUGUUUGGCUUGGAAUGGGAAUGUUUUGUGGAGCGAUUAUUUUGAAAUUUGCCAUUCCAUUCUUUACAGCUAAUGUAAAAUGGUAUUUAAUUUGCUCUCCACUGUACAUUGUAGUAAUUUUGAUUAUCAUUUAUCAAAUCAAACUUUCCAUCGAUUUGAGCGCAGCCUCAUCCAAGACCUGUGUGGGUCUUAUAUGGUCAAUGACAUUCUUUGGUUUCAUGUCAGUAAUUGUCCUCACAAUGGUACUUCUUAUUUUAAGAAUUGAUGAAAUUGUGAAAUGGCAGUAUACCUUAAUAUUUACUCCUGGAUUCUUAAUUUUUCUAAUUGGAUUAAUGUACUAUUCUGUCAGGGCAUUUACAAGCAAGCUUUCUCCAACCAUUCUCAAAAAUCCAUUCUCCCUUUUCACUAAUGGUAUGAAAAAUAAUGCUGAUAUGGAUACUUAUAUUUUGUAGUAGAUCCAUAAACACUUUCACUUUCGAAUUUGAAAGUUAUUG